Molecule: messenger RNA, 2106 nt
Organism: Culex quinquefasciatus (southern house mosquito)
Lineage: Eukaryota; Metazoa; Arthropoda; Insecta; Diptera; Culicidae
Exons: 3
Coding region: 1-2106 (701 amino acids)
Biological process (GO): proteolysis
Molecular function (GO): aspartic-type endopeptidase activity
Source: RefSeq, a predicted model, not a curated record
AUGAGUGACCCGGAUCUGAAGAGCCUCCUGGAGAAGCUGACCGAGGUCUGCCUCCAGAACCAGGACCUCCAGAAGGAGCAGCAAGCCCAGCAGAAGGCGCUUCAGGACCUCGUGAAGACCGUCACGGCCAAGCCUAUCAUCGCGCCACCGAAGCUCAACGCCAACACCAACGACAACAAGGAGUUCCUACUCGAGUCGUUGGCCAACACGAUGGUCGAGUUUCAUUACGAUCCGGACAGCGAUGACGGCCUGUUCGACGUCUGGUACUCGCGGUACGCGGACACUUUCUCCCAGGAUGCUUGCAAGCUCGAUGAUGCCAGCAAGGUGAGACUGUUACUGCGGAAGCUGGACACUCGGGCGCACAGCAGAUACGCCAACUUCAUCCUGCCGAAAAAGCCGAAGGAUAACGACUUCGAGGAGUCCGUGACGAAGCUGAAGGAGAUUUUUUCCCGCCGAACAUCCCUGUUCAACAAGCGCUGCAAGUGCCUGCAGUUCAUCAAGCCGGAGUCGGACGACUUCAUCGCCUACGCUGGCGCGGUGAAUCGACUUUGCGAGGAUUUCAAGCUGAGCAGCCUGAAGGAGAACGAGUUCAAGGCGCUGAUCUUCGUUUGCGGACUACGCUCGCACCGGGACUCCGAAAUUCGCACCAGACUGCUGUCCAAACUCGAGACGGAUGCUGCUACACUUACGGUCGACACCCUCGCAACCGAAUGUCAGCGGCUCCUCAACCUGAAGCAGGACACAGCACUGAUCGAGAACGCCACACACUCCUCCACUUCUGUUGUCAACUCUCUUUCUGACAAGUAUCGUGGCAAGUCAAACCAGAAACGGCAAGACAAACCACAACAAAAACAGAAGUCGGACGCAAGGAAGACGCCAAAAUCCCCUUGCUGGCUAUACGGCUACUGCGCGUUCGCGAGGCCGUCCGGGAAACCGCAGCGUUCCAGCGUGAAGGAGGUCUCGAGCGACCAGACCAGCGCCCGUCGCAGAAGGAAGUUUGUCAGCAUCCUGAUCAACGGUAAGCCGAUCAAGCUCCAAAUCGACACGGCCUCGGACAUCACGGUGAUCAGCCGCGAUAAUUGGUUGGCUCUUGGAUCUCCCGCAACUCGCCCGACAAGUCACGAGGCUACUAGCGCGUCUGGAGGCCACGUCAAGCUGGAGGCAGAGUUCGAGUGCAGCGUGACGCUGCAGGAUUCCUGCCGCUCAACCGUCUGCUACGUUGCACCCAACAGCAACCUAAACCUGCUCGGGUUGGACCUGAUCGACGCUUUCGACUUGUGGUCCGUCCCGCUAUCUUCUGUGUGCAACCGGGUGACUGUCGCGGACGGCGUUCUGGACCGAGUUCACCAGCUGCAGCGAAAGUUUCCGGAGGUCUUUCUGGACACUCUGGGCCUCUGCACGAAAACGAAGGUGAAGCUGUUUCUGAAGCCGAAUCAACAGCCCGUGUACGUGCCGCGCCGGCCAGUUGCGCAGACCGCCUACGAACCGCUGCAGGACGAGCUGAAGCGUUUGGAGAACCUGGGGAUCAUCUCGUUCGUCGAGCACUCCGACUGGGCCGCGCCGAUUGUGGCUGUACGGAAGGCGAACGGCAGCAUCCGGAUCUGUGGAGAUUACUCCACCGGGCUCAACAACGCGCUCCAGCCGAACGAUUACCCGCUGCCAGUGCCGGACGACAUCUUCGCAUCCCUUGCUGGAAUGCGCCAUUUCAGCAUAAUUGAUCUCUCCAACGCCUACUUACAGAUCGAAAUGGACGAGGAUUCGAAGAACCUCCUCACGGUCAACACGCACCGGGGGCUCUUCAAGUUCAACCGUUUGGCACCGGGCGUGCGUCCAGCCACGGGCGCUUUCCAGAAGAUCAUGGACUCCAUGACCGCUGGCCUGACCGGAGUUCGCGUCUAUUUGGACGACAUUCUGGUUGGCGGGGCCACUGAGGAAGAGCAUCUACACAACCUGCACGCGGUGCUCGAGCGCAUCCGCGACUACGGUUUCCACCUCCAGCUCUCCAAGUGUCGUUUCUUCUAUUUGUUAAGCUUAAGUCUAGUUUAUUCUUGCGACUUUGUGGCCGCUCGUUUGGUUCGCGCCCCCGGCUCUGACAGCUGCACGUGA